Messenger RNA from Branchiostoma belcheri (Belcher's lancelet), 771 nucleotides. Its product is annotated as nucleolar protein 12-like. The transcript has 5 exons. Bases 10 to 699 code for a protein of 229 amino acids. Gene Ontology annotation, cellular component: nucleolus. Lineage: Eukaryota; Metazoa; Chordata; Leptocardii; Amphioxiformes; Branchiostomatidae. Gene Ontology annotation, molecular function: RNA binding. The record is from RefSeq and is a predicted model, not a curated record.
AAAGGGAUCAUGUCCCGACGUGCACUGCGGGAGGAAUCCAAAAUGGCGCUGAAAAAUUCGCGAGGAGGCGGACGGCGUGGGAAGAACAAGAAAACUAAGGUCUCUCUCGUGUUCGACGAGGAUGCGAGAAGAGAGUACCUGACUGGAUUCAAAAAGAGGAAGGACGCUCGGAGAAAAAAGGCAAAAGAGGAGUUUGACAAUAGGAUGAAAAAUGAAUUGAAAAGGAUAAAGGCAAAGAAGAAGCAAUGGUUGGAGGAAAGGAUGGUUCAGGUCCCCAAACUACCAGAUUUAGAUGACUUGGAGACUGAACAGAAGGUGAUAGAACAUCCAGGCCACACUGUUACUGUGACUACAAUAGCAGACUUGGACUUGGCUGACCAAGGAGGGCUCAGCCUGGGAACCAACAAGAUUGAUUAUGCAGAAGACACUGCGGUCAAAUCUCCUGUGAACAGUAGCAAUUCUGACGUGUCUGAGGAAGAAAAGGACCAAGAACAGUCACCUUCAGAACAAAGAACUGGGAAGAACCCCAAGAAAUGGAAAUUCAAAGCACCAGUCAUGUCUGGCAGUAAGAAACACCUAAAGAAAAGACCACAUCAUAAGAUUGAUGCCAGGAGCAAGGCCAAGUUCAAACACAAAAAGGGUGGGAAGCUUUCCAAGAAGCAGAGGAGAAAAUCUGCCAAAGGACAGACAAGGGACUGACAUGUGUUAAACUUUACUUAAUGGGGACCAAUCUUCUAGGCUGUUGCUUUGAAUAAAGAGAUUUAUACACGA